CCCAAGAGCCUUUCAACAAUGCCAGUGUAGUCUUCGCACCACUUUGGAGUCAGACUGCCUCGAUUUCAUUUCUUCUUUUUGCUAAUCAAAUAAAACAAACACACGCGUUCCUUUUCGAAGUAUGACUGGAGUAUUCGAUCGGAGGAUCCCGAGUGUGAAAACGGCAGACUUCCAGAGCUCAUUUCCACUUUCUACCAUGCACCAUCCUUCUCAGGAAUCUCCUACUUUACCGGAGUCCACCGCCACGGAUUCUGGCUACUACAGUCCCGCCGGCGGAGUCCCUCACGGCUACUGUUCGCCCAGCUCCACCUCGUACGGGAAGCCUCUCAAUGCCUACCAGUACCAGUACCCCGGUGUAAAUGGAUCCGCUGGAAAUUACUCGACCAAAGCCUACACCGAUUACAGCUCAUACACGACCCCUGCGUACCACCAGUAUGCUGGGACUUACAGCAGAGUGCAAGCCCAGCCGAGUCCACAAGAAAAGGAGAUAAGCGAGCCUGAGGUGAGGAUGGUGAACGGCAAGCCGAAGAAAGUGAGGAAACCCCGGACAAUCUACUCCAGCUUCCAGCUGGCCGCCCUGCAGAGGCGGUUUCAAAACACACAGUAUCUGGCUCUGCCGGAGAGAGCCGAGCUGGCCGCCUCGAUGGGACUCACGCAAACACAGGUAAAAAUUUGGUUCCAGAACCGGAGAUCAAAACUGAAGAAGAUCAUGAAAAACGGCGAGCUUCCCCCGGAGCACAGCCCAAGUUCCAGCGACCCCAUGGUGUGCAACUCUCCACAGUCCCCGGCCGUUUGGGACACACAGGGCCCCUCCAGGCCGCACAGCCUACAGCCACAAAACAUCAACACGGCGACUUCUAACUUUUUAGAAAACUCGGGGUCUUGGUACACCUCGGCCGGCAGCUCCAUGACUGCCCACCUGCAGACCCCUAAUUCGAUACAGCACUCGUUGGCUCUUGGAGCGGGGACGAUAUAUUGAAGGGAAAAAACCCUGUUGUUCAUUUCAGAUCUUUUUUUUUUCUCCUUCUAUGGGACUCGUGUUCAAAUUUCAGAGGAAUAUGCAAUGUAUUUGAUGGCAGUCAUAGAAGAAACGUGUAAAAUGUGUAAAUGUGUGCAUGUAAUUUAUUGCAUUUUGGAAGACUAUUAAACGUUUAAAUGGACAA
Molecule: messenger RNA, 1163 nt
Organism: Pseudoliparis swirei
Lineage: Eukaryota; Metazoa; Chordata; Actinopteri; Perciformes; Liparidae
Gene: dlx5a
Product: distal-less homeobox 5a
Exons: 3
Coding region: 122-979 (285 amino acids)
Biological process (GO): embryo development; anatomical structure formation involved in morphogenesis; regulation of transcription by RNA polymerase II
Molecular function (GO): RNA polymerase II cis-regulatory region sequence-specific DNA binding; DNA-binding transcription factor activity, RNA polymerase II-specific
Source: RefSeq, a predicted model, not a curated record